Messenger RNA from Notothenia coriiceps (black rockcod), 2323 nucleotides. Its product is annotated as tubulin polyglutamylase TTLL11-like. The record is from RefSeq and is a predicted model, not a curated record. Lineage: Eukaryota; Metazoa; Chordata; Actinopteri; Perciformes; Nototheniidae. Bases 40 to 654 code for a protein of 204 amino acids. The transcript has 3 exons.
CUGAGGGCGGGUGGGCUGGACCACGGGGAGGAGAUCCCCAUGGAGGCGGAGCCACAGGACAGGAGCCUCGAUGAAGGAGCUCUGCCCUCUCUGUGUCUGAAGCAGGUCUACCCCAAAUACACCAAACAGUUCAACUACCUGCGGCUGGUGGAGCGCAUCGCCGCGCUCUUCAUCCGCUUCCUGGGGGUCAAAGGCAACAUGCGGCUGGGCCCCACCGCCUUCAGGACCUUCAUCAGGACCUGCAAGCUGAGCAACAGUAACUUCUCCAUGGCCUCAGUGGACAUCCUGUACAUAGACAUCACACGCCGCUGGUCAGGGACAAUGGCUGACUCUAGAGAAGCAGGUAUGGGACUCCAAGCCUUUGUGGAGGCCUUCUUCUACCUGGCGGCUCGCAGGUUCAAGUCCCAGCCUCUGAGGGAGCAGGUAGCCUCGCUGCUGGAGCUGUGUGAGGCCCAGCUGGAGACCCCCCCCCCGGGCGGAGAGGAGAGGCGCUCGGUGAGCUGCAGCAGGGCCCUGCCUCGCUCCAUCAGGACUCAGACCCUCCCCCACCCCCAGCUCUCCUCCCCCGGACCCCUGCGCCGGGCCACCAGCCAAGACUACCGGCUGCACCAGAGACUCAAGCCUCGCUCUCUCAGGGCCAACCUGGAGAACUGAGGGAGGGGGGGGGCUCCAGCAUGAGGUCCACACCCAAACCACGCCUGUAGCCCUCUCCCCAGGAGCUGCAACAUCCCCUCCUCUCAGCUCCCACAAGCAGUGCAUGAUGGGAGAUGAGAGGAGGACCCCUGCUGGCUCACUUUGCGGGAGCACCGUUCUCAGCCUGAUUGCUUGUUCUCCAGAGGGGGGAGGUCUGCAGGGGGGAGAGCUGGAGAGGAAAUAGAACAUGGAAUUCCAGAAGGUUGUUGCAUUUCUUCCCCCCCCCCCUGCUGACAUCAUAUAUGAACAGUGUGGUCUGGUCAGGAGGGGCUGCGUUCACUAAAUGUACUGAUUCUACAGGGCAGCUAUUCGCUUCCCUUCACCUCUCACUGAGACUAACCCGAGACGCUCCAGCUUUACUCUCAAUGGGGAUGCACGGUUUGAAUCAUCUUCAGCCCACGAAGAUAACCCACAAAUCUAUGCUUCGUACAGCCGAAGCCAAUAUUCACAUUUUUGUAUUUUUAAAAGAACUUCAUAUGCAAACCUGAAGAAAGGCUAAGAUGUAUUUUUAACAUAUUUAAAAUUAAACCAAAUCUAACAUCACUAUUAUUAACUCCACUAACAGUUUGACACUUUAAAUGUACUUUUGUUUUUUUAAGGACAAAAGUACAUCAAAAAAACAUACUUUUAACUUUUUCCAGAGAAUUUAAAUGAAAUGCUUUGAUGUAAUCUGGCAAAUCUUCUUCUGCUCCUUCUCCUUCAGAAAGCUAAAACCUUUCCCCUGAUUGGCUGAUGAUUGAUCGUCCCCCGUACAUCGUGCAUCCUUAGUUUCACCCACAAUAACUGGGUGUGAGGGAGUGUCCUUAUAUUCUUGAAUUUGCACAACAACUCUAUGACAUUUGCACAGAGAUGGAUGAGAGGGUGACCGAGCAUUUGUGUGAGCACAAUGUGUGUGUCAGAGUGUGUGUGUGUGUGUGUGUGUGUGUGGUGUGUCAGAGUGUGUGUGUACUGUAUUUAUUUGUGUUUGGCUCGAUGAUGAAAGCUUCUUUACAGCCGUGGCUCAGCUCCGUGAGCCCGUUAGUGAUGAGUUAAGUGAAUAAGUAUUCAAAGGGAAAAGGCCAUGCCACCACUUAUCCUCUUUUUCUGCAGCUAUUCCAGUCAGGCAGCCUUCAGACCUCCAGUUGUGAGGAUGCUCUCUCUCUGAAGGCACACAGUUGCUUUUGGGAAUUGAUUGUUGCAUGGCAGGAAUUGUCACAAUUAAACCAGAUGCAAUGUUUAUUAAUCAAUCGGAUAGCUUUUUGUAGUAAAACCUCAUCCUGUGUAUAGUGGCUCCUCACAACAUCACAAUACGAUCAUGGCUGUUAUUUUAAGUUAUUUACACUACAGCGACUCACUGAUCAUUCAUAUUUGAAUUGUACGUUUGUUUCUUUUACAUGCAUUUGUCACAUGCAGACUGACAAUGAAGUGUGACGUGUUGCACUAAAGAACAAUCAAACUGUAGCAGAUGCAGCAGGAACCUGUUUAACACAUGAUGUGUUGAAUGUUUCCACGAUGCGUACUGUAGGACUAACAUUCUCUGCAGUAUGUUUGUUUCUAUGAAGUAGAUAUGAGGUUAUUAACAGUGAUUGAUCAUAUGAAUGAAAUGUAUUCAUAGCACUGCAAAAUAAUAAAAGUAAUUUUGCUCUUUGAA